UCUGCUCCAUCUCUGGUUUCAUGCUUCAUACUUGACCUAAAGAUAAUUGAGGUCAUCAUCCAUUAGUAAAACAAAGAUUUGUGGAGAAACGUGGAUUAUUGGGCUCAGAUCUUGAAUUUUGGUUCAGUGGCUAGCAAGGAUGAAGUUUAUGAAACUUGGAUCGAAGCCGGAUUUGUUUCAAUCCACCCGUGAAAAUACACGGUACAUAGCAGGUGAUCUCGCUACAGACAUGCUUGUAAAUGUUGGUAACAUCAAGUUUUAUCUACACAAGUUUCCCCUUCUGUCCAAGAGCGCUCGUUUACAGAAGAUGGUUUCAAUUUCUAGUAAUGAAAGCACCAAUGAGGUCGAACUCCAUGAUAUACCUGGUGGACCGGCGGCAUUUGAGUUAUGUGCAAAGUUUUGCUAUGGUAUGACAAUCACGCUCAACGCUUAUAAUGUCGUGUUGGCUAGAUGUGCAGCAGAGUAUCUAGAAAUGCACGAAACUGUAGAUAAAGGAAACCUCGUUUACAAAACAGAAGUCUUUCUGGAUUCGAGCAUUUUCAGAUCCUGGAAAGAUUCGAUCAUCGUUUUCCAAACUACGAAGUCUCUUCUUCCAUGGUCAGAGGAACUGAAGGUUGUGAAUCGUUGUCUAGAUUCCAUAUCCAUGAAAGCUUCCAUGGAUCCCUCUAGAGUUGAGUGGUCUUAUACUUACAAUAGAAAGAAACUGCCAUCUGAAAACGGCAAUGAAUCGCCACUUUAUAACGGUGUUAAGAAACAGCUUAUGGUUCCGAAAGAUUGGUGGGUCGAAGAUUUGUGUGAUCUUCCUGUUGAUUUGUAUAAAAAAGUCGUAACCACGAUCAGAUCAAAAGGAAAAGUGAGCAACGAUGUUCUUGGUGAAUCUUUAAAAGCUUAUAUGCAUAGGAGGUUGAAGAAAGGUAGCCGAACAAGUGGGGAUGAUGUAAAAAACCGAUCUUUGAUUGAAACAAUCAUUUUUCUCCUACCCACAGAAAGAAAUAACGUUUCUUGCGAUUUGAUGAUUCAAUUGUUGCAAGAAUCUGUCCGUUUAGGGUGUGGGGAAACACGAAAGAACGAACUGGUGAAACAGAUUGGUGAGCAACUGCAGAACACAUCGGUUGCUGAUCUUGUGGAUCUUGAUGUCGAUUUGGUUCAAGAGCUCGUUAAGAUCUUCAUGAUGCAGGAUCAGAUUGCUGAUGAUGGUGACGAACACGACUUCUUAGAGGUCAAAUUUGUUGACUCUGCUGCCAAAGUCAAAGUGGCGAGGCUCGUCGAUUGUUACCUUGCUGAAAUUGCAAAAAAUCCAGAUUUGCCGUUAUCCAAGUUUGCUGAUCUUGCAGACAUGGUGUCCACUCUAUCUCGACGUUCGCAUGACGGAAUUUAUCGUGCGAUCGACAUGUUUCUUAAGGAACACCCUGGGAUCAGCAAGAAUGAGAGAAAAAGGGUUUGCAGAUUAAUGGAUUGUAGGAAGUUAUCGGCAGAUGCUUGCAUGCAUGCCAUCCAAAACGAACGACUCCCUUUACGUAUCGUGGUACAGAUCCUGUUCUUCGAGCAAAUACGAGCAACGAUGGGUGCAGGCGGGUCCCAAGGGAGCUCGAGAUCCACAAUCACGAAUACAGAAGAAGAAUGGGAUUCGCUUCCAACAAGCGAAGAACUCAAAGGGGAAUCAAGGGUAAGAGAUGGUAGGAAGCAAAAGGGGAAGGGGAUGGUUAUGUCGACAAGGAUAUUAUCGAAGCUGUUUUCGAGCAAAGACAGUGAUAACGAGAGUUCCGACACGGCCGAGAGUCCGCGUUCGACAAAGUCGAUUACGCGCUCAAAGAGUAGGCGGCAUUCGGCAUCCUAGAGGGCGUGUGUGUGUAAUUUCUAGCAGUUUGUAGGAUGUUAGACAGCAGCCACAUAUUUACAAGGGAAGUGUGGUACAAAAGAGCGAGAUAAGAAGCAUGUUUUAAAUGAAUAAAAAUCAUCUGCUA
This is a messenger RNA of Cynara cardunculus var. scolymus (artichoke), 1964 nucleotides long. RefSeq names its product BTB/POZ domain-containing protein NPY4-like. Gene Ontology annotation, molecular function: protein binding. The record is from RefSeq and is a predicted model, not a curated record. NCBI's taxonomy places the organism in Eukaryota, Viridiplantae, Streptophyta, Magnoliopsida, Asterales, Asteraceae. The transcript has 6 exons. The coding region runs from base 140 to 1837 and encodes 565 amino acids.